GUGUUUUGUCCUAAAUGUUUCGUAUUCUAACGCACCCGAGUGAAAACGACUGCUAGCGAUGGAGGAAAAGCCAGCCCCGCAGAUCGGCAGCGGUGGCGAGCUGUUUAGCUUACCGGCUGGUCCGGCAACAUUAUGCUUCGACAAGAACGAAUUCAUGAAGAAAACGUUCUCGGUCGAUGAGUUUCUGCACGAGAACCGAAAUGCCGGCAGUUUGGAAAUCAUCCGCGAUGAUCUGGGCCUCUAUCUGAAAGUGCUCCGAUCAGCCAUGAUCGAACUGAUCAAUCAGGAUUACGCAGACUUUGUCGAUCUUUCGGCGAACCUUAUCGGGCUGGAUCAGCAGAUUGGUGCCAUCGAGGGACCGUUGAAAAAGUUGCGCGAAGAGGUAGACCAGGUGAAGGGCGCACUAGAGGCCAGUAUGAGCGAGAUUGCCAGCUGUCUCGAGCAGAAAAAGCUGUUACGGUCGUACAAAAAAUCGCUUCAAAGUCUGGGCAGGGCGCAAGCUUCGCUAAACAAGCUAGAAGGCAUGCUGUUGCUGAGCGAAAGGAAAGAUCCGUUCGAUGCUACGCUGCUUGAGCGAGCGGCACUUGAGUCGAUCCAGCUGCAAUUUAACAGUAAAUUCUGUCACAGCUUCCUCGAUGACAGCAAGCGACAACUCGCCCAAGACCUGUGGAACGAGCUGCUGGAUCGCUUAAAAAGUUACUUUUUGCAUGCACUGAACCAACCGGAAUCGAAGGAGCUGGAACGCUGUCUUCGUAUAUACUGCACGCUGGAUGAGUGCUGCACGGCGGAGGAAGUUUUUCGUGGCGAAAUUGUAGCUCCCUUUAUGAACCGUGUCAUCUCGGAAACGAGUCUGCAGAACUCUCCACAAGGUUUGACCGGUAUUUACAACCAGAUACUGGACUUUGUGUCGAUGCACAUGAAACAACUGUGCCAGUUAACGAAACGCAACGGAAAGGUUAAGGGCUACAGUUUCAUUGUGAACAGCUUUUGGGCGGAAGUUGAGCGACGCAUGGAAACAAACAUGUCAUCCAUCUUUGCUCCCGGUAAUCCGGAUGCCUUCUAUCAGAAGUAUAAAUGCACGCUCGAGUUUCUGGAGCGCAUCGAGCUGAUCAUCGACGAUGCGGAUGAUGUGGCCCAGUUCAAGGCACACGCACAGUAUCGCAGCUUUCAACUGCGCUGGAAUCUGCCGGUUUACUACCAGAUACGGUUCCAGGAGAUUGGUGCCGAGCUGGAGGCUAACUGCAAUGAACCGGCAGCCUCGCAACGGCAGCUGGCAAAAACUAUUUCCGCAUCACAGUUUAAUGUAGGCCAAUUUUCCGUAGCCCUGACGGCCAUAUCGCGAUGCUGGCAGGAUGGUAUAUUUUUGCCACAGCUGUUCCAUCGGUUCCUUAAGCUCACGCUGCAGAUUCUUGCACGGCUUAGUGUAUGGUGUGGAGAAGUGACCCGUUCCACUCCAAAGCAACAACAGGACGGUGGUUCUGAAGAUGGAACGGAACGAGUCCGAUUCAUGGUAGCAAUGUAUUCUGACUUACGAAACAUCGAACUAAAAAUUCCUUCAAUCGUGAACCUUGUCGCGGAGAAGGGCCCAAGCAUAACGUCUCGCACUGAGCUUGAAUCGGUUAUCGGCGAAAGUGGAACGAUAUUUGGCGAUAGGCGUUCUCAGUUGCAGCGUUUGAUUGUGCAGGAAUUGAUCACGGCCAGCAUACCACAGCUCCGGCAAGUAAGUGACAUUCCGCGACUGUACCGGAAGACGAAUCGUGACGUACCGAGCCGAUGCUGCUCAUAUGUAGAGCAGGUCCUAGCACCAACUGGUACGUUCCGGAAGAAUUAUGAGACCAUCAUCGGAGAGGAAGCGAUGCGCGAUUUCCUAACCGCCGUCUACAACCACGUGACAGUGCAAUACUACCAAAUGAUCGACGAAGUAUUAACCUCCGUACAAAAGACGGAAGAAUCAUUGAGACGGUUAAAAAAUCUUCGCGAUCGCUCGGGAACGGCUGCGGCGUCAACGACAACCACAAACACUACCGAUCGCGUAGCACCCACGGAUGAUGAUAAAAUUCGACUACAGCUGCAGGAGGACGUCAUGCACUACGUACGGUUUGUUGAGAAACAGGUAGCGAUUUCCCGCCAAGACGUUAACCAGCUGCCCCAACUGAUCCAGCUGGUCGAGGACGCUAUAAAAGGACGAUCCGUUAGUGAGCAAACACAGUAA
Messenger RNA from Anopheles maculipalpis, 2212 nucleotides. RefSeq names its product conserved oligomeric Golgi complex subunit 2 (gene Cog2). The transcript is spliced from 3 exons. NCBI's taxonomy places the organism in Eukaryota, Metazoa, Arthropoda, Insecta, Diptera, Culicidae. Gene Ontology annotation, cellular component: membrane; COG complex. The record is from RefSeq and is a predicted model, not a curated record. Gene Ontology annotation, biological process: protein transport; intra-Golgi vesicle-mediated transport; Golgi organization. Bases 59 to 2212 code for a protein of 717 amino acids.